UUUGCUUAAUUUGAUCUAUUUCAAGCCCUUUGUGAGUGAGUUGCUACGGUAACGAAGAGCCCCUGUUAGAAAUGUCCCUGCUGAGUUGCCGUACUGCGGCUCUCCCAGGCAGCCCCGCUCGCUUGUUUCCUCUCAGCGAUGAAUUGCGCUGGUUUAAUGUAGGGGUAAACAUGUCCGUAAUGGGAGGUGGUACGAGGGGGUUUUAUUUUAAUACAGUCCUGUCGCUGGCCCGCUCUUUAGCCGCUCACCGCCCCGCACCGGUCGAAAAGGUUCAGAAGCUGCAAUGUAUGUGUCCAGUGGAAGUCCGUGGUGUGUUCACUCUGGAUGUGCGUCGCAGAGAUGCUGUUAUUGCAUUGGCUGUGUUUUUGGUGGAAUCUGGCUUACAGCACAAAGACAUACUUGUUUCUUACUUGCUGAGCCUACUGAGAGGGCUGCCACGGGUCCAAUGGAUCGAGGAAAGCUCAGGAAAGAAAGGAAAGGAAUUUCUCCCCGUAGCAGACAACUUCAGCUUCUGUCUAGUGACUCUUCUGUCAGAUGUGGCUCAGAAGGAUCCAGACUCAAGACAAGAGAUCUUGAACACUAUAAUGGAGGUCAUGCAGGCGUUACAGGAUAUGUGCCAAACACCGGAUAAUCAUGACAAAGUCUUCCUGUGCAAGUAUAUUGUUCCCAGCCUGCUUGGCAUGACUCGGGCAUUUGGCCGCUACAGCCACACAGAUGAAGCUCUGUUAUCCAAGUUGUUCCCCAAAGAUUCUCCUCAGGCACGAUGCGUUACAGAGGAAACAGAGGGUGUACGGCGCAGAUCCUUCAAUGACUUUCGUUCUAUUCUGCCGUCCUCACUUCUUACAGUGUGCCAGAGUGAUACUCUGCGCAGACGCACCGGGACCAACCUAGAUUCAUCUGCACAGAUCAGUACAGAUCCAGGAGGCCACUCACCCUGCUCUCCUAUAACUCCUAGUCCACAUUACUUGGAAGGUGCCUAUUUUCCAGACAGCAACACAGUCGACCCUGACUACUAUUUCUCUACAGUCAGCUCCAGUUUCUCGGUAUCUCCACUCUUCCUGGGGGAAGGAGAAAAUGAAGUGGAGGUGCCUGUGGAUCUGCUCCGACAGCUCCUUGCCAUGGUGAAGAAGUUUGUGUCAGAGUCCUUUUUGAAAACUCUGGAUGCCACAAUGACAGAAGUCAUAGAGUGUAAUCCUGGAAUCAACCUCUAUUACAAAACCUUCAGUGACCCUCUCUAUGUGUGUGUGUUCAAAAUGCUGCGGGACACACUAUAUUACAUGAAAGCUCUGCAGCCAACGUUUGUGCGGGAAGUGCACGAUUUUGUACUGGAACAGUUUAGCAGCAGUCAGUCGGAGCUGCAGAGGGUUCUUCAUGACACUGGAGGGCUGCCAGGGGAACAAAGCCCCCUCAAGCUUCGUUGCCAAGCCAACGCUGCAUGCGUGGACCUUAUGGUGUGGGCCGUUAAAGAUGAGCAAGGAGCUGAGAAUUUGUGUACCAAACUGUCAGAGAAACUGCAGUCAAAAACCUCCAGUAAAGUCAUCAUUGCCCAUAUGCCUCUGCUCAUCUGUUGCCUACAGGGCCUGGGUCGCCUGUGUGAAAGGUUUCCAGUAGUUGCUCACUCUGCCACAACCUCUCUCAAGGAUUUCCUGGUGGUUCCUUCUCCUGUUCUUAUAAAACUCUACAAGUACCACAGCCAGUACAACACAGGCACAGGAGAAAUUAGGAUAAAUGUGACCAAUGAGCACUCUCAGUCCACCUUCAACUUACUGUCAAACAGGAAAGACCAGCCUUCCAUGUACGAACAGCUCAGAGAUAUUUCCAUUGACAACAUCUGCAGAUGUCUGAAAGCUGGUUUGACAAUGGACAAUGUCAUAGUCGAGGCUUUCUUGGCUAGUCUUUCAAACCGUCUAUACAUUUCACAGGAGAAUGACAAGGAUGCCCAUCUAAUUCCAGAUCACACCAUUCGAGCACUUGGCCACAUUGCAGUAGCUCUGAGAGACACUCCGAAAGUCAUGGAGCACAUUCUUCAGAUCCUUCAGCAAAAGUUCUGCCAGCCUCCUUCACAGCUGGAUGUGCUCAUCAUAGACCAGCUUGGCUGUAUGGUCAUUACAGGAAAUCAAUACAUCUACCAGGAGGUGUGGAAUCUGUUCCAGCAGAUCAGUGUGAAAGCAAGUUCAGUGGUCUACUCAGCCACCAAAGACUACAGAGAUCAUGGCUACAGGCACUGCUCUCUGGCUGUGAUAAAUGCACUUGCCAACAUUGCAGCCAACCUGCAGGGGGAGCAGCUUGUGGACGAACUGUUGGUGAACCUUUUAGAACUGUUUGUUCAACUGGGCCUUGAAGGAAAGAGAGCCAGCGAGAGGGCCUCUGACAAGGGCCCCGCACUAAAGGCAUCAAGUAGUGCUGGAAAUCUUGGAGUCCUUAUUCCAGUCAUUGCUGUGUUGACCAGGAGGCUUCCACCAAUCAAAGAGGCCAAGCCCCGCCUCCAGAAGCUGUUUAGGGACUUCUGGUUGUACUCAGUGGUCAUGGGUUUUGCUGUGGAAGGAUCAGGGCUUUGGCCAGAGGAGUGGUAUGAAGGUGUGUGUGAGAUUGCUACCAAGUCUCCUCUUCUCACCUUCCCCAGUGGAGAACCUCUGCGGUCUGAGCUACAGUACAACUCUGCUCUGAAAAACGACACAGUCACCCCGGCGGAGUUGAGUGAACUGCGGGCAACCAUCAGCAAUCUCCUUGACCCACCUCCUGAAGGGUCUGCCCUCAUUAACAAGCUAGACUUUGCCAUGUCCACAUACCUGCUCUCCGUCUACCGAUUAGAAUACAUGAGGAUGCUGCGAUCCAAUGAUCCUGAUAGGUUCCAGGUCAUGUUUCGAUACUUUGAAGACAAAGCCAUCCAGAAAGACAAAUCUGGCAUGAUGCAGUGCAUCAUUUGUGUUGGCGACAAGGUAUUUGAUGUUUUCCUUCAGAUGAUGGCUGAGAAGGCAAAGACCAAAGAACACGAAGAAGAAUUAGAGCGUCAUGCCCAAUUCUUGUUGGUGAACUUUAAUCAUACCCACAAGAGGAUCCGCAGAGUAGCAGACAAAUACCUCUCUGGUUUGGCUGAGACAUUCCCUCAUCUACUCUGGAGCGGUCGUGUGUUAAAGACCAUGUUGGACAUUCUGCAGACACUCUCUCUGUCACUAAGUGCUGACAUUCAUAAGGACCAGCCAUACUAUGACAUUCCCGACACCCCAUACAGGAUCACUGUUCCUGACACAUAUGAAGCCAGAGAGAGCAUAGUAAAAGACUUUGCUGCUCGCUGUGGUGAGAUCCUGAAAGAAGCAAUGAAAUGGGCUCCUUCGGUCACAAAGUCCCACCUACAGGAGUAUCUGAACAAGCAUCAGAUCUGGGUGUCAGGACUGUCACAGCACACUGGCCUUGCAAUGGCCACAGAGAGCAUACUUCACUUUGCAGGCUACAACAGACAGAGUACUACACUAGGCACCACCCAACUGACAGAGAGACCAGCAUGUGUGAAAAAAGACUACUCCAACUUCAUGGCGUCACUCAAUCUGCGAAACCGGUACACAGGAGAGGUGGCUGGUAUGAUCCAGUUCUCAGAGGCGACUCACAGCCAGUCGGAUCUCAACAAGUUGAUGAUCCAUCAGAUGACCAGUGCUCUAGAUAAAAAAGACCCUGAGGCCUUCACCCAGGCCAUGUUCAAGAUGGCUGCCCUCCUUAUAACUACCAAAAACUGCGAUCCACUGCUCUUGCACCAUCUUUGUUGGUCUCCUCUGAAGAUGUUUACAGAACAUGGCAUGGAAACUGCCAUUGCCUGCUGGGAAUGGCUACUGGCUGCGCACAAUGGGGUGGAAGUGCCAUUCAUGCGUGAAAUGGCAGGAGCUUGGCAGAUGACAGUAGAGCUGAAAAUGGGUUUAUUCUUGGAGGCUAAGGUCGAGGCUGGCCCUCUGGCUGUCUCAGAGGAGAGUCAACCUACACCCUGUGCUCCUGAUGUCGUGCCUCACUUCCUCUGGAUAGAGUUUCUGGUGCAGAGGUUCGAGAUAGCCAAGUACUCCAGUGCUGACCAAGUGGAGAUUUUCACCGCCAUUUUACAGCGAUCUCUGUCUUUGAAUGUAGGAGGAUCCAAAAGCAGCAUAAACAAACAUAUUGCUGCCAUUGGACCAAGAUUCAGACUGUUGACUCUUGGUCUUAAUCUUCUGCAUGCUGAUGUGGUGACAAAUGCUACCAUCAGGAACGUACUGCGAGAAAAAAUCUAUUCCACAGCUUUUGAUUACUUCAGCGUUGCUCCCAGAUUUCCCACUCAAACAGAUAAAAGGCUGAGAGAAGACAUCAGUAUAAUGAUCAAGUUUUAUGCCAGCCUGCAGUCUGACAAGAAAUAUCUGACUGCCAACCAGCUGGUUCCUCCAGAUCCCCAAGACAUGUCUGUGAACAGCCUGUCUGUAGUGGCAGUGACAGACAGCCGAAGCAGUCUCGAUGUAGCAGUGGGUCAGAGGCAGCAGGUCGCUCAGGGAUGGAUCAACACAUACCCUCUGUCCUCAGGGAUGUCCACCAUAUCCAAGAAAUCAGGACUGUCUAAAAAAAGCAAUAGAGGCACCCAGCUGCACAAGUAUUACAUGAAACGCAGGACUCUUCUUCUGGCUUUACUGGCCAGUGAGAUUGAGCGGCUGACAAUAUGGUACAAUCCCUUAUCCACUCAAGAGCUUGCCAUUACUACAGAACAGUCAGUGGAGACAAGUAUUGCUAACUGGAGAUCCAGAUACAUCAGUCUGACGGAGAAACAGUGGAAGGACAACGUCAAUCUAGCGUGGAGCAUAGCACCCUACCUUGCCCUCCAUCUGCCUGCCAGGUUCAAAAACACAGAGGCUAUUGUCUCUGAGGUGACUCGUUUAGUGCGAAUGGAUCCAGCUGCUGUGUGUGACGUUCCUGAGGCAGUCAAGUUUCUGGUGACAUGGCACACAAUUGAUGCUGAUUCUCCAGAGCUGAGUCAUAUCCUGUGCUGGGCUCCAGCAGAUCCACCAACUGGACUAUCCUACUUCUCAUCCAUGUACCCUCCUCAUCCCCUCACAGCCCAGUAUGGGGUCAAAGUGCUCCGCUCCUUUCCUCCCGAUGCCAUUUUGUUUUACAUUCCUCAAAUUGUACAAGCUCUUCGUUAUGACAAGAUGGGUUAUGUGAGAGAGUACAUCCUGUGGGCUGCUCAGAAGUCUCAGCUGCUGGCUCACCAGUUCAUCUGGAACAUGAAGACGAACAUAUACCUGGAUGAGGAAGGAAACCAAAAAGAUCCUGACAUAGGAGAACUGUUGGAACAGAUGGUGGAGGAGAUCAUCAAUUCACUGUCUGGCCCGGCCAAAGACUUCUACCAGAGGGAGUUUGACUUCUUCAAUGAAAUAACCAAUGUGUCAGCCAUUAUAAAACCCUUUCCCAAAGGAGAGGAGAGGAAGAGGGCCUGUCUGGAAGCCAUGUCACAGAUCAAAGUCCAGCCUGGCUGUUAUCUGCCCAGUAACCCAGAGGCCAUAGUUUUGGAUAUAGAUUACAAAUCUGGUACUCCUAUGCAGAGUGCUGCCAAGGCUCCCUACCUGGCCAAAUUCAAAGUUAAGAGGUGUGGAGUCAUUGAGCUGGAAAAAGAAGGUCUACUGUGUCGCUCCGAUUCGGUGGAUGAGGGGAAGAGUGAAGAGGAGGCAAAGAGGAUCUGUUGGCAGGCAGCCAUCUUCAAAGUUGGAGAUGAUUGCAGACAGGACAUGCUGGCCCUUCAGAUCAUCAGCCUCUUUAAGAACAUCUUCCAGAUGGUGGGCCUCGACCUCUAUGUGUUUCCGUACAGGGUGGUGGCCACUGCUCCAGGAUGUGGAGUGAUUGAGUGCAUCCCUGACUGCAAGUCUCGUGACCAACUGGGCCGACAGACAGACUUUGGCAUGUACGACUAUUUCAGGAACCAGUACGGAGAUGAAUCCACUCUAGCCUUCCAGAAGGCACGGUACAACUUCAUUCGCAGUAUGAGGCCCUACAUGGAUGCAGUCGUCUCCUUGGUCACGCUCAUGCUGGACACGGGUCUUCCCUGCUUCAGAGGACAGACCAUCAAAUUGCUCAAGCAGCGAUUCAACCCAGGGUUGAGUGAAAAAGAUGCAGCAUCUUUCAUCAUCAAAGUCAUCCAGAAUUGCUUCCUCAGCAACAGGAGUAGGACCUACGACAUGCUCCAGUAUUACCAAAACCAGAUCCCAUAUUAAACAUUUGUGCCUAAGCAUGUGCAUAUAUUGGCUGGUACAUAGUGUGUGCGUGCGUGAGUUUGCGUGUGUGCCUUUGAUGAUGUUCACCAAUGAAGAUUGUGGCUCACUGUUUUUGCUGAUUGUUGGCUGCUGUCCCUUGUGUAUGUUUCAGCGUCUUGUUUAAUUAUAAAAAUGUCUUUGCUUUACAUUUACAUUGCAUUUUCUCUUAUU
Pundamilia nyererei is the source of this 6422-nucleotide messenger RNA. RefSeq names its product phosphatidylinositol 4-kinase, catalytic, alpha b (gene pi4kab). The record is from RefSeq and is a predicted model, not a curated record. Gene Ontology annotation, biological process: phosphatidylinositol-mediated signaling; phosphatidylinositol phosphate biosynthetic process. The transcript has 53 exons. Gene Ontology annotation, molecular function: 1-phosphatidylinositol 4-kinase activity. Gene Ontology annotation, cellular component: cytoplasm; plasma membrane. Bases 72 to 6212 code for a protein of 2046 amino acids. Lineage: Eukaryota; Metazoa; Chordata; Actinopteri; Cichliformes; Cichlidae.